AUGCAGGCCCCUAGUGAGCACCCAGUCUCUGGCCCCAGUGAUGGUGAGGACACCAACGCCCACCACCGGGCCAAGAUGUCUGAACCCCUAACCCUCCAAGGGGAUGCGGUGGCUCCGCUGGAGCAGCUGGACUCGCAGGAGUUCCACUCACUCCUGGACGCCACCAUGUCACGGUCGGUCACCCAGGCGAUUUAUUCUGCAAUGGGGGCUAUGUCCGACAAUCUCUCUCACUCCAUCACUACUGCUCUUAAGGCAUCCACCACCAAUUUGCCCCGCGCUAGAGCCGUGGCAGACGGGUCAUUACGCAGGGAAGGCCGGAAGGCCAUAAGCAAAACCCAUCAUGUGCAAACUCCUACCUCCAAAAAAGAAUUGACGGACAGGGUACGUCCUGUCACCGCUGAGGUCGUGGGGCCCCCACGAAAGAGAGCCACCCGCCGGGCAAAAGCGGCGCGGACGUGGAAGAGGGCAAAAGCCCUGUCAGAUUCUUCCGACACUGAUUCGGAUAGUGAGGAGGUUUUGAACGAGUCCGACGAGAUCGACUCAAAUGAAUGGGAGGUCUCCUCCCCGGACCAUAGUCCGCCACGAGAUCCAAAUACCCUAAGGUAUGAUAACGCGGAUUCGUCCGCCAUUUUGGAUCCACAGGGCGAACCUCUGUUCGAUCCCGAUACAUUACAGAAUCCUAGGUCAGCGGAGUGGUUCCCAACUGAGCAUGUGGCACGCUACAUAGCAGCCAGAAUCCGUAAGCCUUUGGAUAAGGCCACCAGGAACAAGUUGCGGGCAGAAUGCCCACGGCCAACAGUCCCCGACAUGGCCUGUGCCACGCCGGAUAUAGAUCCCAAGGUAGCGCAGUUCCUGGGAAAAACUGGCUGGAAGGCAAAGAAGGGAUUACUCCCUACGCCACUGCCAGGACAAGGUACUCGAUACACUCGGCCCUAGUGCCAAAAUCUUCGAGCUGGUUGAAGCAGCCUUAACUGAGGGGACACCGUUAGAUUUGCUAGCCAUUAGAGGCUGGGCCCAGAGAUCCAUUUGCCUCAUCGGCAACGCUAACGCUGCGCUAGCCACUGAGCGGCGCAAAACCAUCCUUAUGAAAAUCGAGCCCAAGCUCGUAAACAUGGCCCUCACCGAACCGGGGCCACAAGCCAAAGGUCUCCUAUUCGGGGACAAUUUUGUGAAGGAGUUAAGCACUUACGUAAGCACGUUUACGGCCCUAGACAAGGCACAGACAAGCAUAAAAAGAGUGUUCUCUCCCAGAGUUUUUGGUGGGGCCGGCAGACACCGGGGCCGUCUGCCCGGCCGUUCAUCCCGCGGUUCAUACCGGGGAUACCGAGGUCCCACUACGGCUAGAUUUCAGCCGCCAGAAAACAGAGCACCCUCGCCCUUUUUUCCGGUCAGAGGCAGACCAUGGCAACCUCGAGGAACCAGAGGCACCUCAUACAGCCGACGGCCUUAUGGUGA
This is a messenger RNA of Pelobates cultripes (western spadefoot toad), 1455 nucleotides long. NCBI's taxonomy places the organism in Eukaryota, Metazoa, Chordata, Amphibia, Anura, Pelobatidae. The record is from the annotation of a GenBank genome assembly.